UACUUGGCGCACUUGCUUACGAUUUUGAUGGAUCUGGAGUAGUGUUGCCCGACAAUGCUCGGCCGAUGCGCGUCACAGAGGAGAAUGAGAACGGCAGAGAGUAUUGGGAGUCAUUGUGGGAGCUCUGUGAGGGCUAUCGGGAAUUACAUGCUGCAGAGCCCCCUUUGGAGAGAAGGGCCUUGUCCUGGUCCAGAUGCAUUGCAUUCGCGCAAGUCAUGCUUGGAGCCUGUGGUGAGCCUGUCCAUAGGGGUCAGGCAGAUGACCCGCUCGUGAUUUGGGUGUUGGGGACAAGUGAUGAGGUGGAGGGGGCGCUGGCUGCCAAUGGCUACUUCCGUGAUGCAUCUUGGCUUGAUCGUGCCGCAACCCAGAUAGUGCUCUUGGGGACUUCUCUGCAGCAGAUGCCGGGUCAUGGCAGCGGGGAGGCGUGCUCAGUGCAAGUCACCAGCUAUGACAACGUCAAGGACGUGUCCCCACCGCACUUCGCCAUGGUCUUUAUGCCAGAUCGUGAUCACCUUGCCUUCGAACCAGGUGACGGCCUCCAGGCUGGGCGCAGCGCCAUCCCGCGGGAGGUGCUGGCGCUCCUUGUGGGCGUGCCCAUCGUGGUGUCCACUUGCUUCAAGCUGCCUGCGAGAGAGAGAUCCCUCGAGAGCCUGGGCAGCCUGCUGCUCUUGCGGGAAACCACCUGUCCUUUCUCCUCAUCAGCAGGGGAUCCCCACGCCCAGUUCUCCGAGAACGGCUGGAUAUUUGCCGUCCGCGGUCCUGACGCGUUGGACUUCGCCAUGAAUCUGGACUCUCAGAUCCAGAAGCCUCUUCCACUGCCAGAAGACCAGCGUUUGCCUGCAUUGUUCUGGGGCAUUUUGGACCUGAAGUACGACAGCUCCAAGCCGAUUCUCGAGCGCGUGAGGGUGCUGGAGACGGGCGACGGGCGCAUCUCCAAGUUCUCGGGGGAUGGUGCGGCCAUCCAAGAGCUGAUGAAGAGUAGGUACAUGCCGAAGGAGAGCUCUGUGGUGCGUAAGUUCCACCUGAUCUCCGCAGACAAGAAGCUGACGCACGAUUUGAUGGACCUGGCUGGAUACACUCACAUCGUGCCCGGCCAGGCCUGCUACCCGCGGCACUACCACGCGGACCUGGCUGAGCAAAUCGCGUUGGAUUUGGAGCUGCAGGAGGACGACAAGGUGGUCUUGAAGUUGUGCAACCGCUCUCGAGCAGCUGGAGUCAUAGUUGCACCGCUGGACGAACUGGAUGAGGUGUUGGAGGAGAUCUUGGUCUCUCCGCCGAAGAUGGAGGUUUGGCUAGAUGAACGCACGCAGCAGCAGGUGCAAGUGGGGCAGUUCGGCUUCACGUGGGGCUGCUUUGAAGAGCAGAAGCGGCACUGGUGGGCCAAUGAAUGCCCCUGCUUUGUGGCCGAGCGAUGGUGCACCUCGACUCCGGUUCUCAAAGAAGGUAAGCUGUUUGAUGGAACGAUGCGUGUCGGCUUUGUCUUGCUGCACAAGAAGGAAGUGUCGAAGGGAGUGGACCAGAAGCCCAACUCAGCCGAUGGGCCCAACGGAGGAGGCGCUUCCGACGUGCCGAUCCAGCCGGAGGAGCUGGCAGUGCACUGGCUGGGCGGCUACUGGAAGCUCCCGAAGCAGGACAUGGGUUCCACGGAGCUGCGGGAUCGCGUGGUCAGUGCAGCCAGAACUUCCGGGACUGCGCCUGUGAGGUCUUCUCUGCUGGCUGAGAUCUACGCAGCUCUGGGUGAUUCGGUGCAACAGCUCUUUGGAGGAGUAGAGCCCAGCACCAAAAUGCUUGCAGAGCACUACAAGCAGCAGCCAGAGAUUGCGGCGUAUCUCACUGCGCGCUUUGCCCUGAGCAAUCGCGAGCAGAGCCGCAUGAAGAAGAUGCUCUACGACGCGCAGGUGCUGGCCAACAAGCUGCCCGAAGCACGUGGGAAGCACUUCACGGAGUCCUUCAUUGCUCGCUGCUAUGGUGUUCUGGAAGCGCGCAGUGAUGCCAAAGACCGCUGGGACACGGCGAAGCGCCAUUUCCAGAAGUCUUUGAAGCACCUCCAAUCAAACGCCAACACCUUGUAUCUCCUCGGCAUGGCCGCGCUGGAACUUGGCAAGUGUGGAGACGCUGUCAGCUUCAUGAGCAGGAGCUUGCUUCUGGAUCCGGAUUUCCGAGCCCCGUAUGUGAAUCUCGGGGUGGCCUACCUCCGGAUGAAGUUAUUCGAGGAGGCCAUACACAUCAGUGAGGCGUGCUUGGAUCGGCAUCCAUCUUCACCUCAGUGCCAGUAUCACAUCGGCGUGGCUGCUUGCCAGUUGGCUCUGCUCAUCGAAGCGCGUGGCAAGGGCGGCGCGGAGCUUCCCCUGGCGGAGAAGAUGCUUUAUGAACACCUGAGACGUCGUGCCACGGAGUGCCUAUCCACGGCCCAAAGCAGCGAGGAAGGCCAGAAGCGGAAACCUCAAGGGAACCUUCGCUUGCCGGAGCCUCCGUGGCUGGAGGUGGACUCGCUGAUGCUGCAGGCAAUGGCUGUGGAUGGCCUGAGCCGCACGGGAGGCUAUCGCCAGGAGACGCAGCCUCUCCGGGAGUUUCGGCUGCCGCCCACGGUGGGCUGGAGGAUCUUCGGUUGGCGGACGUGACGAGUCCACAAAGCAAGAUGGAACCCCGAAAGAAGACCC
Messenger RNA from Effrenium voratum, 2660 nucleotides. NCBI's taxonomy places the organism in Eukaryota, Dinophyceae, Suessiales, Symbiodiniaceae. The record is from the annotation of a GenBank genome assembly.